Messenger RNA from Rodentolepis nana, 960 nucleotides. The record is from the annotation of a GenBank genome assembly. NCBI's taxonomy places the organism in Eukaryota, Metazoa, Platyhelminthes, Cestoda, Cyclophyllidea, Hymenolepididae.
AAGACGGAUGAUAUGUCGGGGUUGAAAUAUUUUCUGUUACGAUUUUUGUAUGAUUUUAUUGGCAUCAUUCCGUUUGUGAUUUUGGCUGCUGGUAUAUAUGCAGUGCCACCUUUUGAAAGAGGUUAUUUUGCAGAUGAUCAGUCACUAAAAUAUCCCUACCGUGAUUCUACUGUCCCAAGUAUUUAUCUUCUUACAGUAGCCCCCCUUUUAGCCAUUUUAAUAAUUGUUAUUAUUGAACUUUUGAGAGCUCGUAAUUAUGGCUUUUCUUCUAAAUACAAUGGCGUUUAUCUGGUUGCUUUUUGUUUAUACAAAUUCCUCUUCCUUUUACUUUUUGGAUAUGCUGUCACAGCAUCCUUCGUUCAUGUUGGAAAAAUUGUAGCCGGAGAACUUCGACCGCAUUUCCAUGAUGUUUGUAAUCCCUCUCCGGUAACGACAUCACCUUAUGGCUACGUAACUAAUUUUACCUGUUUGGGUUCUGAUCAAAAACGGAUUAAUGAAAUGAGGUUGUCAUUUCCCUCCGGUCAUAGUGCGUACUCAAUGUAUCCUGCUAUGUUUAUUGCGGUAUAUAUCCACUAUCGGAUGCCAGAUAUUGCCGUUGGAUCAGCACUUCAAGCUUUCAUCCAAGUAUGCGGAAUCACGGCUGCAUUCUACGUUGGGCUGACACGAAUCACGGAUAAUAAGCAUCAUCCCCACGAUGUUUUGGUCGGUUUCAUUAUUGGUGCCGCUGUUGCAAUUUUUACAGUGAGCUUCUACUCUCUUUUAGCCCCGUUUUGUUUAUUCCUACUCCUUUUGAGCGUAUUUUCACAACAUCUAGAAUCUGCUAACCACCUUCCUACUGUACGAUACGCCACUGAUGUCAAAGAAUUUGAUGAAGUCGAGGAGGCUGGUGAGGAGCGUUCAUUGAUUUCCUGGAGCGACUCGAAGGAGGUGAUUAUGUACACCAAGGAAAAGAGUCCCUAG